Messenger RNA from Rhea pennata, 1274 nucleotides. It is a transcript of the gene ATCAY, whose product is annotated as ATCAY kinesin light chain interacting caytaxin. Bases 143 to 1228 code for a protein of 361 amino acids. The transcript has 13 exons. NCBI's taxonomy places the organism in Eukaryota, Metazoa, Chordata, Aves, Rheiformes, Rheidae. Gene Ontology annotation, cellular component: cytoplasm. Gene Ontology annotation, biological process: apoptotic process. The record is from RefSeq and is a predicted model, not a curated record.
GGGGCACCGGAGCCCCUGAACGGCCUGGCUCCAGCAGCAGGAAUGUGCAGCUGGGAUCUGGGCUUUGCUCCCUGUUAAGUGCCAGCCUCGCCCGAGCCCUUCCUCGUGGGAGACAGCGUGCAGCCAGCCCCCUCCGAGCGUGAUGGGAACCACCGAGGCCACACUGCGGAUGGAGAACGUGGACGUGAAGGAGGAGUGGCAGGAUGAGGACUUUCCCAGACCUCUCCCAGAAGAAACGGGAAUGGAGUCACUGGGCAGCCCUACAGAAGAUGAGAACACAUCCACUCCCCCAAAUACUUUAAACUUUAAUGGGGCACACCGUAAGCGGAAGACCCUUGUUGCACCCGAAAUCAACAUUUCCCUGGACCAGAGUGAAGGCUCCAUUCUUUCUGAUGACUUCUUGGACACACCAGACGAUCUGGACAUUAACGUCGAUGAUAUUGAAACCCCUGAUGAGACAGAUUCCCUUGAAUUCCUGGGGAACGGGAACGAACUGGAAUGGGAAGAUGACACUCCCGUAGCCACAGCCAAGAACAUGCCUGGAGACAGCGCAGACCUGUUUGGGGAUGGCGGGGCAGAAGACGGGAGUGCUACCAAUGGACGGCUCUGGAGAACAGUCAUCAUUGGAGAGCAGGAACACCGCAUUGACCUGCAGAUGAUUAAACCUUAUAUGAGAGUUGUGACACAUGGAGGCUACUACGGAGAAGGCCUCAAUGCCAUCAUUGUCUUUGCUGCCUGCUACCUCCCAGACAGUAACCUGGCUGAUUACCACUACAUCAUGGAGAAUCUCUUCUUAUAUGUAAUCAGUAGCUUGGAGCUGCUGGUGGCUGAGGACUACAUGAUCGUGUACCUAAAUGGAGCAACACCCCGGAGGAGAAUGCCAGGCCUUGGCUGGCUGAAGAAAUGCUAUCAGAUGAUAGACAGAAGACUGCGAAAAAACCUCAAAGCAUUGAUAAUCGUGCAUCCGUCAUGGUUCAUCCGGACAGUGCUGGCUAUAUCCAGGCCCUUCAUCAGUGUGAAGUUUAUCAACAAGAUCCAGUAUGUUCACAGCUUGGAGGAAUUGGAGCAACUCAUUCCAAUGGAGCAUGUGCAGAUCCCAGACUGCGUCUUACAAUACGAAGAAGAGAGAAUCAAGGCCAGAAAAGAAAGGGCAGAAGAGAAACAAGACAUGGCUGAGAAGGAAAGGCCUGUGCCCCCAGCGGAAGAUCAGGAAACCAGCAUGUCAUGAAGUGAAAUGCUGCAAAAUGACUGGAGUAGGAGAACAACGCAGGCUG